CGAAUGGAAAAGGAAAACUUGGGGGUUUUCAUGGAGUAAAGUGAACGACAAGGAGCUUGGAAAGGAAGUACUGAAAACGGAAACUACAUCCCUUCUACCGUUUGUUUUCACAUUUUAAUACAGAGACAAGAAUCUCAUAAAACAGGGAAGUUCCAGUUACUCAUUUUCUAAAAAGAAAUAUAUGAAUGCCUUUCAUUUCAUUUUUAUUACCAUUCUUUUGAUUUUUUUAACAGAGUUUAUAGAUUGUUCCAUUUUCUACUUGUAAUGAAGCAACCCCAUGGAAAACUGUUACUAUGAAGGAAACCCUAUUUGUAGGAAGAAAUGCUUUUUGGUUAACGAGAAAACUGGAUUCCAUGGUUUUCCUCAAUUUUGAAAAGUAAAAGGAAGAAAGAAUAAAAUUUUGUUCUAUAAGGAUUUUAUGAACGCAAAGAAAAAUAAUAGGAAGCAUGCAACAUCAUAGUCAAGUAUCAGCUACCUUAAAGUCGCUAGAGGCUUUUUUUGUUUCUGAAAAUCAUUUUCAAGAAACCAAGGAAAAUGCACCGAUCGUACAAGCUUGUCUAGAGAAUUUGGGGACCUGUGAGUCUUUAAACCGUGUACCAAUUCCAUUGUUCAUGAACAUAGCCUUUAUCGAUCAUUGUUUUGCUCUAGGAGUGAGUACAAUUCCAUCCAUGAACGAUGAUUCGAACUUGACCCUCUCGCAGCUUAUACUUUGGGAUACGCACCUUAUUAGUAGAUCUUUACAAAGGUUAUCAUACAUUGAAAACGAGAGAACGGAAUGUUUUCAUUUGUCUACUUCAUCUAGCAAUAAGGAUGAUGAGCGAUUGGCCCAAGAAAUCAACUUGGAUGCUGAGGCUAAGAAACUAUAUGCUGUGGCUAAGACAGGGAUUCUACGUUGGAUGAUAUUUCACCUGUUAGAACAGAGGCACGUUGAUUUGAAAUCAUUUUCAGAUUUUCUCGAUACUUGGUAUGCGGAUAGCUCAAACGAAAAGAAGGUAUUAGAAAAGAUAACAACACUAGACGAGAAAAAAAGGACCCAAAAAAUUUUGCACUUUCAAUCGGAGAUGCCAUGGGUCAGAAUACAUAGCAUCCUUGGACGUUAUCUAUUGUGUACCAAAUUAGAAUUAGAGAUAUUUCAUGGUUAUAACUUUCAGCAAUCAAAAAUUUUAAAUUUCUUUUAAAUUUAACUCGAAUUUUUUUUUGUGCGAGGCAAAAAAACCUUGAAUGAAAGGAACUCUUUUUUAAUGAUCGUUUUCAUCAUUCAUGACAACAUCCAAUACCAUACAAAGUACAUUCCAUGGUCAUUUGCUAAGCAAUUGAUAUUCUUUCGGCAAUCUCUCUUAGUGCUUGCUUGGCUUCCACAUCUGGGAAAACAGUCAAUGCAUCCUUUGCAUUUUUUCUAUAGCCAUUCAGUAAUUCUUUUUUCUUGGUUUUAUCCUCUAUGCUCUCCGAGAGGUCUUCAUGUGCUACGUGCAUAGACAAACCCAGGUACCUGCCGUAAGUAAAACAAGCUUUAUUCAUAUAAGCGGAAGCAUUGUUCAAGAUGCUAGCAGAUAAGCAAGCCUUCGCAGGAAGGAAUGCAGAUUGAAGCAAAAGCAUCCGUUCACUUUGGGAAUUCGCGUGAGAUUUUGGUUUCAUGAAAUGUCCCUCCACCAAGUUUGCAAUAACAGAGGCCAUAAGCUCUGUAACGGCACUACUUUCUAGAUGAGAAAGAUCAACAGAAGCUUUUCCUAAUAAAUAAUCACCAACCAAUGUUGCUAGUUUGAGCUCUUCGGUGCUUUGGUCUUCUCGGAUAUUGAUAUGUAUAAGAUUCGCGGCAUGAAUUAGUUCUGUGACACGUGAUAACUGUUUGUAUCUUUGAAACAUCUGUUGACUUGUAUCUCCUUCGAUCCUGGAAGCUCGUGACAUUAAUAAAACUAAAAGCGGAUGGAAAAACUGAGUGUUUGAACGUCUGUAGGGUUCAGUAAUUCGGUCCAAUAGCGGAUUAUUCCCCGUCCAAGCAUUUAGUUGCUUAUUUAGGGAUUCCAUUUCCUCAGUCAAAACAUUUAAAAGAUCUGCAUGCCAUCUGGAAUCUCGUGAAAGUACACCGACGGCCUUUAAAAGAACGGAUGCCCAAGAACUACUUUUGUUCACAGAAAAGUAAGAGGAUAUUAGAGAAGGAUUUCGAAGUAUAUGUAGUGGUAAACCCAUUUGGAAAGAAGCUUAAUGUCGGAUUUGCUGUAGUUGUAUAUAUGUGCCUGUAUAGACAAUUGCCAAUUUCUCCAAAAUGGGUUAGAGCCGUAUGAUAGAGAUGCAAACUAAAGAGACUGAUAAAAUGGUCUACAAAAUACAAAUUAUAAAGAAUAAAAUGAAUUAUUUACUGCG
This is a messenger RNA of Schizosaccharomyces cryophilus OY26, 2361 nucleotides long. Its product is annotated as Pot1 associated protein Poz1. The transcript is spliced from 3 exons. The coding region runs from base 447 to 1178 and encodes 243 amino acids. The record is from RefSeq and is a predicted model, not a curated record. Lineage: Eukaryota; Fungi; Ascomycota; Schizosaccharomycetes; Schizosaccharomycetales; Schizosaccharomycetaceae.